Cololabis saira (Pacific saury) is the source of this 1198-nucleotide messenger RNA. RefSeq names its product transmembrane protein 69-like. Bases 134 to 955 code for a protein of 273 amino acids. The record is from RefSeq and is a predicted model, not a curated record. Lineage: Eukaryota; Metazoa; Chordata; Actinopteri; Beloniformes; Belonidae. The transcript is spliced from 3 exons.
AGCAGAACACCGGAACUAAUGCCCUGGAGUGCGAUGAACACGGACGGAAUAAACGUCGUACCAACGUGGCGAAGAAGCUCCAAACAAGGUCCAAGGACGUCUUAAAAAAUGGGAAUUGAAAUCUAAAACGGAGAUGCUCUCUGUUUUAUUGAGAAGAAGCACCGUUGCAGCCUGCAGGGCUUUGCGUUGGGCGGGCCCUUCGCAGAGAUGCUGGACACCAGCCCUGACUGGAGUCCCUGAGGAUGGAUCCACAUCGUCCGGUAUCAUCUCCUCCACCAGACUUUCAUUCACAGAACGAGAGCCUGGACACGUGAAACCUCCUCUGGUCUCUCGCGUCAGGAGGACUAAACUCUUCCAGAGCAGCCAGACUUGGGAUGCUUUACUUCUGGUGAGGAAUCAACACUUCCACUCUUCUGCUGCGAGGCUGAAGAAGCGGGCGCGACCUGAACUUCCUCCUCCAGAACUGGACCUGCUGCGCUAUGACAUGAAGCACUUGUGGAAUGGUCCCAAACCCGCCCUCUAUCUCGGGUUUGCAGGACUAAUCCCUUUUGUAGUCCCCACUCUGUUCAUGGCCGCGACUGAGGUCUACUACCCACAGGUGGCUUACGCACAGUUGGCCUACGCCGCCUCCAUUAUUUCUUUCCUGGGUGGAGCUCGCUGGGGUUUUGCGCUUCCUGAGAGCAGCCCGGCUAAACCGGACUGGAUCAACCUGAGCAACAGUGUGGUUCCCUCCCUGCUGGCCUGGGUUACCAUGCUCAUGAGUGACAGCAUUGUUACCGCAGGCAUCAUGGUCAUCAUGGGACUGGGAAUCUCCCUGCAUUAUGAUCUUGCUCUGCUCCCAACUUACCCCAGCUGGUUCAAAGCUCUGCGUGCGGUCCUGACCGCUGUAGCUUUUUUCUCUCUGGUUGGUACAAUGAUCAUGAACGGUUCAUAUCCAGAGAAGAGCCUUUUCUAAGUUACCAAGCAUGUCUUAUUUGUUUGAUCCUUUAUCAUCAUCUUAACUAUAUUGACAGCCUUUGUGUUGGAGAAUUUAGCUCAGCAUUGUAUGUUUUACAUAACUUGCUACAAAUUGCAUUCUGAAGAUGCAAAAACAAAAAAGAUGAAAUAAUUCAAUGUGCAUUCAUAUUCUAGAAAUUGGCUGCUUUUCCACCAUAAGAUACAAACUGUGUCCUCGUAACUCAACUCAUCUAUAUCAGAA